AUGUCGGGGGCCACGGCUGAUACGACGGCGGCACCAAUGGUGGGCGCUAGGAACCGGGCGCCAGGCCAGGUGGACGCCCAGGCCUUCCCCGCCCCACACAGGUCGUGUCCCUACAUCGAUGCCAAGGUUCUGUCCCCAUACGCGCGAGGGCAAGAGGGGCAAGGGCGGGGGAGUGACCACCCCGGAGAUGCCGGGGCGCCGCAGUAUGCCGGUGCCGAUUUGCAGUCCCCGUGCCUGAGGGCAGGGUAGCAGAAACGUGCGUGCACUGCCAUCGGCCAUGUUCAUGAGUGGAGACUGGGCUGGGCUGCUGCUCUGCUCUUCUUGUCGUCGGUAGGAGGCAACAAAGCGGCGUGUUCUCUGAAAGGGGGGUAGUAUGUGCUGGAUUGGAGCAAUACGAUAUGUUUUGCAGCUGGAUUGAUCCACGGGGAGGAGACACACGCACAUACGGACAAGACAGAGGGGUAGUUUUGGGCCAUUUAGAUUUUUGCGUAAUGUAUUUUGAUUGGGGGAUCACGAAGGUUUCCAGGGGAUGCUGCGCGUGGUAAUUUCUAUCCUGUGGCAUUCGGUGUACCCACUUAGAGGGUGCCAUCGAGAAGCCGAGGAGGUAAUGUUAUUUUUUCUCCUUGCUGUGGAUUUUUUUAGUGAUGUUUAAUGUCUUCGUAUUUUUCCGUGUUGGAUUGAGUUGGCCCUCUUUUUUUUGUGUGUGUUAAUACUGAAAACUGUCCAUCGGCCUCGUUGAUGAAGUUGAACAACUAUUUGUUUUUUUCGUUUGUUUGGUGGUUUUACGUGUUGCAAGGCUUGCGAGAGGUGGGUGGGGGGCAUAUACCACGAUCGGUGGGUGGGUGCCUGAUUUGUUUGUUUGACGUUGUUGGUGAAAGAGAUGACUAUUCCAGCUGACACAUAAAAUG
Messenger RNA from Ectocarpus siliculosus, 908 nucleotides. The record is from the annotation of a GenBank genome assembly. Lineage: Eukaryota; Phaeophyceae; Ectocarpales; Ectocarpaceae.